GCUCUUUUCGACGUUUUGCUCUGUUAUUUGGCCGUGGGUGCUCCUCUAUUCCCAUCGCCAUCGGACUCUCUCCUCUUACAAAUUUUUUAAUUUUUUGUUUGCUCAUCUCUGCGUCGAGUCACUUCUUCUCUGCUGCUCCGAUUCGAAAAUGAGGACCAUCGUUUCGCGUUUGAUUCGUUACAAAUCGUCUCUUUCCCAGUCACGGUUCGUUUCUGCCACGAGUGGCGGGAGGUAUCUCUCGACGGACUCUAACAAAAUUGAUGAGCCCUUCAAUGUGGAAGAAGCUGAGACUGUACAUGUGCCUCCACCUCCAACCGAGAAGCUGCUUGUUCUGGGUGGAAAUGGUUUUGUGGGAUCACAUGUCUGUAAAGAAGCUUUAGAUCGCGGUUUAUCUGUCUCUAGCCUUAGCAGAUCAGGUAGGUCGUCUUUAAAAGAGUCCUGGGCUACCAGAGUAACAUGGCAUCAAGGAAACCUUCUAUCAUCUGAUUUAUUGAAAGAUGCUCUUGAGGGGGUGACUUCUGUGAUUUCUUGUGUUGGUGGUUUUGGUUCAAACUCAUAUAUGUAUAAGAUUAAUGGGACUGCCAACAUCAACGCAAUUAGGGCUGCCUCAGAAAAAGGUGUUAAAAGAUUUGUCUAUAUAUCUGCUGCGGAUUUCGGAUUAGCCAACUACUUGUUGAGUGGAUACUAUGAGGGAAAGAGAGCUGCUGAGACCGAGCUGCUCACAAGAUUUGCAUAUGGAGGUAUAAUCUUGCGACCUGGUUUUAUUUAUGGAACUCGCAGUGUUGGAAGCAUGAAGAUUCCAUUGGGAGUAUUUGGUUCACCCAUGGAGAUGGUUCUCCAACAAGCAAAACCGCUGAACCAGCUUCCGUUAGUCGGACCUUUGUUCACACCUCCGGUGAAUGUUGAAUCGGUUGCAAAAGUCGCGGUUAGAGCUGCCACGGAUCCGGUGUUUCCUCCCGGGAUUGUGGAUGUCCAUGGAAUACAGCGUUACAGCCAACAGAAAUCGAGAUAAGUCUGUCCGAAAAAGCUUGAGUAUGCUGUCUGUCGUUUUGUAGAGUUUGGCUGCUAUUUACGCUGUUGGAUUUUCAUGGUGGGAACGACAAUGUUUUCUCGUUUCUCUGACCAUAUAUUUCCCACAAAUAAAUAAAGAAGACAAGCUUUUUUUA
This is a messenger RNA of Capsella rubella, 1166 nucleotides long. RefSeq lists its product as uncharacterized. NCBI's taxonomy places the organism in Eukaryota, Viridiplantae, Streptophyta, Magnoliopsida, Brassicales, Brassicaceae. The transcript has 10 exons. The record is from RefSeq and is a predicted model, not a curated record. Gene Ontology annotation, cellular component: mitochondrion. Gene Ontology annotation, molecular function: protein-containing complex binding. Bases 149 to 1012 code for a protein of 287 amino acids.